Messenger RNA from Sander lucioperca (pikeperch), 1097 nucleotides. Its product is annotated as cugbp, Elav-like family member 3a. The coding region runs from base 471 to 1097 and encodes 208 amino acids. Gene Ontology annotation, biological process: mRNA splice site recognition; regulation of alternative mRNA splicing, via spliceosome. Gene Ontology annotation, molecular function: mRNA binding. The transcript is spliced from 7 exons. NCBI's taxonomy places the organism in Eukaryota, Metazoa, Chordata, Actinopteri, Perciformes, Percidae. Gene Ontology annotation, cellular component: cytoplasm; ribonucleoprotein complex; nucleus. The record is from RefSeq and is a predicted model, not a curated record.
CACACACACACACACACACACACACACACACAGGGAGAGGGAGAGGAGAAGACGACCAACCAGACUGCCAAUUCCCUACGGUCUACUGAAGGAAGCUUACAUUCAUCCAUCACAACACUCUUCAUUCAGUAAAGCUAGAGAGAGAGAGAGAGAGAGAGAGAGAGAGAUUUGUUUAUUGUUUAUAUCAGAUUUAGGCUAUUUGAAAGGAAAGAAAUUACGGAGAAUCUGUCAGGAAAAAAACAAGCAGAUCUAGAAAAACACGCUCAUGCCGAAUAAAGGACCGUCGCUGGAUGUUACUUGUGUUGUUAUAGGGGGGGUACAGGCCUAACUUGUUACAGGAUUCAAAGACGCUCUUAUAGACAAAUGAACUGAAUAAUUGAAAUUAAAUAACUAAACAACAGCGGGGGAAGAAGAAAGGCAUCCUCUGAUCACGCCGAUUCUUUGCCACAAACAGCACCACAGACUUCUCAAUGAAGGAGCCUGACGCAAUCAAGCUCUUCAUCGGGCAAAUACCCCGAAACCUGGAGGAGAAGGACCUGAAGCCCAUCUUCGAGCAGUUUGGCAAGAUCUAUGAGUUGACGGUGAUAAAGGACAAAUACACAGGGAUGCACAAAGGAUGUGCCUUCUUGACAUAUUGUGCACGUGAGUCCGCCCUCAAAGCCCAGAAUGCACUGCACGAGCAGAAGACAUUACCAGGGAUGAACCGCCCAAUCCAAGUGAAGCCAGCGGACAGCGAGAGCAGAGGGGAAGACAGGAAGCUGUUUGUGGGCAUGCUGGGAAAACAGCAGACGGACACCGAUGUGAGAAAGAUGUUUGAGCCAUUCGGCAGCAUAGAGGAGUGCACAGUGCUACGCGGGCCUGACGGUACCAGCAAAGGGUGUGCAUUUGUAAAGUACCAGAGCAAUGCAGAGGCACAGGCCGCCAUCAACGCUCUGCAUGGGAGUCGUACUUUACCAGUGAGUCCCCAUCUACACGCACACAUGCUUGCAUGCACGCACAUUACUCCGGAUCGGAGGCUGUUCGAUGGCUGCCGUGCUUCGGAUCCCUCAUCUUCUCUCCCCUCAUCCUCAUCGCACUCCUCGUACAGCGACAUCUAG